GUAUUUCUCCAGCCAGACACAACGGGGACGUUGUAUCUCAGUGUGAUAGUGGACAAGGACAGUCCAGUCAACGCUGACCUACUACUGGACCAGUCUGGACAGAAUGUCUACGUCCUCACUGACAGCAAGGUAUCCAAGGUGUCUGUAUCUCAGUGUGAACAGCAGCCUGACUGCCGGUCCUGUCUGUCUGUCAGAGAUCCUUACUGUGGCUGGUGUGUGCUGGAGGGAAGAUGUACUCGUCGAAUGGAGUGUAGUCGUGAGGGCCAAGCCAACCACUGGCUGUGGAGCUACCAGCCUGCCAACCAGCCUGCCAACCAGCCUGCCAACCAGCCUGCCAACCAGCCUGCCAACCACCAGCCUGCCAACCAGUGUGUGACUGUCCAGAGCUUGGAGCCUGCCAUCCAAAGCAGAGAGGAGGAGACUCAGGUUUCUCUUGUGCUGGCCCUGUUGCCCACCCUGUCAGAGGAGGAGGAGUCUCUGACCUGCUCCUUCGGAACCCUCGCCCCUCAACCAGCUGUCGUCACGGGAACCACCAUAACCUGUCAAUCACCCCUGCCUGAGCUCCUCCCACCCAGCCCACCAGGAAGUGACCACAUGUCUCUGCGUGUGUCCGUGAUGUUCAGAGACGUGACCGUCUCUAGCGGUGACAUCAUCUUCUACGACUGUCGAGCUGUGGGGCGACUCAACGCCACCUCCCCGUGUAUGGCGUGUGUGGGCAGCGUGUGGCCAUGUAACUGGUGUGUUCUGGAUGGGCUGUGUACCCACAACAACAACAACAGCUGUCCCAAGCAGCACACCAUACACAACUCUGUGGAGCAGCAGUUGGAGCUAAAGGGUCCAGACUCUUGUCCCUUUGUGUGGGCUCUACAGAGUUCUCCUCUGGUCCCCAUGGGCUUCCUGUCCCCUCUGGUGCUACUGGGAAGGAACCUGGACAUGCUUCAGGGGGUUUACUGA
Messenger RNA from Salmo salar (Atlantic salmon), 954 nucleotides. Lineage: Eukaryota; Metazoa; Chordata; Actinopteri; Salmoniformes; Salmonidae. The record is from RefSeq and is a predicted model, not a curated record.